UGAAGAUGUUGAGGUUCGCUCUUGGAGUGACCAGGUUGGAUAAAAUUAGAAAUGAGCUCAUCAGAGGGACAGCCAAGGUUCGAUGUUUUGGAGACAAAGUUAGAGAGCGCAGACUUCAAUGGUUUGGACACGUCCAGAGGAGAAAUAGUGAGUAUAUUGGAAGAAGGAUGAUGAGGAUGGAGCUGCCAGGCAAGAGAGCUCGAGGAAGACCAAAGAGAAGGUUGAUGGAUGUCGUGAGGGAAGACAUGAUGGGAGUUGGUGUUCGAGAGGAGGAUGCAGGAGAUAGGCUUACAUGGAAAAGGAUGACGCGCUAUGGCGACCCCUAACGGGACAAGCCGAAAGGAAAAGAAGAUUCACUGCCAGCCUUCCCAGUUAACAUGGAUAUUUAACUUCUAAAGCCGUCAAUGGAGACAAACACAGUUUCCACAAGUCCGAUUAAAAUCAGGAUGAAGAGCUCCAACAUCAUUGAGAGACUUCAGGAAGCUGUAAAUCCACUGGCAGAUGACAGGCGAAACGCUGAGCUGGAGAAGCUUGGAGGAGAGGAGUUCGGGGAUGAUGGUGAUGGUGAUGGUGUUGAACGCAGAGCUGAAGUCCACAAACAGGAUCCUCGCGCCAACCUCGCUCUGUCGCCCACCACCCUGCUGCCAUCGCCUAAGGGCGCAGAGUUGAACCGGCAGCCUGAUUCGCCGCAGCCACCCCUCGCCGCCGUCGGAACCACCGUGUCCCCGCUUAGCCCCGCCCUGCAGCCCGCCCAGCUGUCCGUCGAGGAGGAGGAGGAGGAGGAGCAGGAGGAGCCCGUCAGCUUCAACAGCACUCCUGAAGGUGCCACGCUCCCCAGCUUCCACAAGACUCGAGUACGGCUGUCGUUCAAGAGGCGUCCGCCCAGCAGACAACACAGGAGGUCGACGGGGGAGGAGGCGUCGCUCUUCCAGUCGCCGAGUGAACAGCACUCGCCCGAAGCCAACGGGGACGCCCUUUUACAAUGCGCGGACCGGGUCACUCUUGAAGAAGGCGAGGAUGACAAAGGGGAGCCCAGGGACAGUGAGGAGGAGCAGGGGGCGCAAGCAAAGGCACCCCCAGAGGACGAAGAGGAGACUCGGGCGGAGGAAGUGCGGCGGACCCACCAGAUGGAUGGAGGAGAUUUUAACCGACUGAUCGGUGAACUGUGACUGCAAAAAAACGCAAAAGAUUUUGGAAUAUUUAACUGCUUUGACUAAUAAGGCAACCUGCCUGCUCUGAUGCCCUCGGCUGGCGCUUUAUAGAACAGGUCCUCAAGUCUAUAUGUGGAUUAUAUACUGUACAUUGCCGUUGAUCGAGUACAAAGGAGUACUAAGGCCACCCUGAAAAGAAAAGAAAGAAUGACACAAAAAAAAUGAAGUUGUAAUCUUACGAGGAAAAAGUAGUCUUUUUUUUUUCUAAAUAAAAAGUUAUCUCUUUCAUAGUUUAAAGUCGUAAUUUUAAGAAAAUAAAUGACUUUCACAUCUUUUUACCCUCAAAGACAUAUAACUUUAUUUUCUUAAUAUCACGACUUGUAUUUCGAAAAUAUAACUUUAUUCUUGUAUUAUAACAACUUUAAUCUUGGAAGUAUACAACUUUUUUUCUCAAACGUUUCUCCUUGAACAUGUAUGAUUUCAUUCGUUUAAUAUUAUGAGUUUUAUUCUCUGAAAUAUUAAACUUUUUUUCUUGAAAGUAAACAAUUUCUUAAAUGAAAAUAUAUAAUUUGAUUGUAAUACUGUAUUGCAAUUUCAAUCUUGGAAAUAUAAAGGUUUUUUUUUCCUGAAAGUACACCAAUUUAUUUUUUGGGGAAAAUACAUGAUUUUAUUCUUGUAAUUUGCAACAUGUCUUGAAAAUAUCCACAUUUUCUUUCUCGAAAAUAUAUUUCUUUUGCACUACACUAGUAUUUACAACUUCAAUCUCAACGAUAUAUGUUUUUCAUGAAAAUAUAAAACAUUUCCCUUUUUUUCAUGGAAAUACAGUUUUCAACUUUUUUCUUUGGUAAAUUACAAUAUUUUGGUGUAUUUUUGUUUUCUUUUCAGUGUGGCUUUAACACUCCUUCGUAACAAAAAAACUAGAUGUAUUUUUGUUUGGCUGAGACAACAAAUAUUUUGGACUUGUAAAUAAUAAAUAUUUUAAGAGACAUAAAUGUAAAAAAAAACCCACACCCACUGGUAUUAUGUGCUUUUCUUGCAUAGUUUUUCAUGUGUGUAAUUUCCUGUUUGUGUUUCCUGUUUGUGUUACAUAAAAAUCGGUCUUCAAAUGUAUUCUGAUCCUAAAUUUAAAUUCUAAAAAAAAAUAAAAUAAAAAUAAAAUUCAUGAGUCACGUUGAUACAAUUGGUGCAAUGCUAGUGAUGUAAUGUUACAUUCUUUCAGCUGUAAUUAACUCGCCUUCCUAAAACGAUACUGAAUCAUUUGCUGCAAUAAAGAUUUUUUUCCGUGCUUUAUAAAUCAUUGG
This is a messenger RNA of Phycodurus eques (leafy seadragon), 2452 nucleotides long. RefSeq lists its product as uncharacterized. The record is from RefSeq and is a predicted model, not a curated record. The coding region runs from base 405 to 1169 and encodes 254 amino acids. The transcript has 5 exons. NCBI's taxonomy places the organism in Eukaryota, Metazoa, Chordata, Actinopteri, Syngnathiformes, Syngnathidae.